AUGGCCAGCAGUUUGCCACACGCCCAUGGUGACCAUGCACCUUUCGACGUGGCCGUCGUCGGCGGCGGUAUUGUUGGACUCCACGUUGCCCUGGGACUCGUGAGGCGGGGCAUCCCCGUCACGAUCUAUGAGCAAGCGCAUGAGCUCAAAGAGAUCGGGGCCGGCAUGGGCUUCACAUCCAACAUAGUGGGUUGUAUGGCCGCCAUAGACCCUAAAGUCGCUGAAAGUCUGGAUGACGUUUCAAUCAGGUCUGGAGGAAGUGUACGGUGGAUUGAUGGACUCGCCCAGGAGGAUCUAAGGUCCAGGCCCGAAAAUCGGCUGUUUGACGUUGAAAUCUGCCUUGAUGGGGAGGCUAUAGCCAGGACAACCCAUCGUGGGCAAUUCCUGAAUGAACUGGUUAAACUACUGCCACCCAACCAGAUCAAGCUUGGAAAGCGCCUGGACACGAUUGCGCAGACUGGCGAGAACGAGAAGCUCCUUCUCAAGUUCUGCGACGCCACGACCGCCGAGGCUGACGCUGAGGAAGACGAUCCGGCCGCUAUUCCGCAUUACGCCCACGAAAGUGCUUAUCGCUGUCUUGUCGACAUGGACAAAGCUCUUCCGGUGAUGGGCGAUCUUUGCAAGACCAUGGUGAUGUAUAUGGGCCAGGGCGCCCACAUCAUGGCAUAUCCCGUGGACAAUUUUAAAUCCUUGAACGUGGCAGCCUUCGUUCAUGAUGAUGGAGAAUGGCCCCAGGGCGAAAAACACACCGUUCUUGGGAGCAAGGAGGAUAUCCAAAAGGCCUAUUCUGGUUUUGGCCCUACCGUACGAUCCUUGGUAGCGCUUCUGCCCGAUGAGCUUAAUCGCUGGGCCAUGUUCGACACAUUUGACCACCCUCUAACCACCUACGCCUACGGCCGAAUCACUCUCGCUGGAGAUGCUGCUCACGGCUCCACCCCACACUAUGGCUCUGGCGCGGGCAUGGGCGUAGAGGACGCGCUGGUGUUAUCAACUGUUCUCGAGCAAGCGGCAACAAAGCUCAAAACCCAUGGUGUUGCCGUCAGCAAAGCUAGGGCCCUGACAGCUGCGUUCGAAGCGUAUGACGCCGUUCGGCGAGAACGUUCACAGUGGCUUGUCCGCUGCAGUCGCCGCCAAGGGCAAAAGGUCAAAGGGUUGGACCGAGAGAUAGGCAAGGACUUUGACAAAUUCAAAGAGCACACCAAGGCGUUUAUGGACAAGCUAGUCUACUAUGACUUCAAGGCCAUGCUCCAGCAGGCAACCGAUGAAUUUGAGUCCCGGGUUUCCGGCUCGAUCCCACUUUAA
Molecule: messenger RNA, 1302 nt
Organism: Penicillium mononematosum
Lineage: Eukaryota; Fungi; Ascomycota; Eurotiomycetes; Eurotiales; Aspergillaceae
Product: Monooxygenase FAD-binding
Exons: 2
Coding region: 1-1302 (433 amino acids)
Biological process (GO): secondary metabolite biosynthetic process
Molecular function (GO): oxidoreductase activity; FAD binding
Source: RefSeq, a predicted model, not a curated record